Molecule: messenger RNA, 3557 nt
Organism: Cyanistes caeruleus (blue tit)
Lineage: Eukaryota; Metazoa; Chordata; Aves; Passeriformes; Paridae
Source: RefSeq, a predicted model, not a curated record
AAGUGAAGAAGUGAAGCCUCACAGCUGAACUACUAUGAGGUCAGAAGCCUUGCUGCUAUAUUUCACACUGCUACACUUUGCUGGGGCUGGUUUCCCAGAAGAUUCUGAGCCUAUCAGUAUUUCGCAUGGCAACUAUACAAGACAGUAUCCGGUGUUUGUGGGUCACAAACCAGGGCGGAACACCACACAGAGGCACCGGCUGGACAUCCAGCUUGUCAUGGUCAUGAACAGGACCCUCUACAUUGCUGCUAGGGACCAUAUUUAUACUGUUGAUAUGGACACAUCACAUACAGAAGAAAUUUAUUUUAGCAAAAAAUUGACAUGGAAAUCUAGACAAGCUGAUGUAGACACAUGCAGAAUGAAGGGAAAACAUAAGGAUGAAUGUCAUAACUUUAUUAAGGUUCUCCUAAAAAGAAAUGAGGACACACUGUUUAUCUGUGGAACAAAUGCAUUCAACCCUUCUUGCAGGAACUACAAAAUGGAUACCUUGGACUAUCUGGAAGAGGAAUUCAGUGGAAUGGCCAGGUGCCCCUAUGAUGCAAAGCAUGCCAACGUUGCAUUGUUUGCAGAGGGAAAGCUGUAUUCUGCCACAGUGACCGACUUCCUUGCAAUAGAUGCAGUCAUAUAUCGGAGCCUUGGAGACAGCCCAACUCUGCGGACAGUUAAACAUGACUCCAAGUGGUUGAAAGAACCAUACUUUGUUCAGGCAGUUGACUAUGGCAAUUACAUAUACUUCUUCUUCCGGGAAAUAGCAGUGGAGUACAACAGCAUGGGAAAGGUAGUUUUCCCAAGGGUGGCCCAGGUUUGCAAAAAUGACAUGGGAGGAUCUCAGAGAGUGCUGGAAAAACAGUGGACUUCCUUUCUCAAGGCUCGGUUGAACUGCUCGGUUCCUGGCGACUCACACUUCUACUUCAACAUUCUGCAGUCAGUCACAGACGUCAUACAUUUCAAUGGCCGGGAUGUUGUUUUAGCAACAUUCUCCACUCCCUAUAAUAGCAUCCCUGGCUCUGCAGUCUGUGCCUAUGACAUGCUUGACAUUGCCAAUGUAUUUACUGGGAGAUUCAAAGAACAGAAGUCUCCAGACUCCACAUGGACACCGGUUCCUGAUGAACGAGUACCCAAGCCCAGGCCUGGUUGCUGUGCUGGCUCUACAUCAUUAGAAAAAUAUGGAACGUCUAAUGAGUUCCCAGAUGAUACUCUGAACUUCAUCAAAACACAUCCACUGAUGGACGAGGCUGUGCCUUCCAUUGUCAACCGACCCUGGUUCCUGAGAACAAUGGUCAGAUAUCGGCUGACCAAAAUUGCUGUUGACUCUGCUGCUGGGCCAUAUCAGAACUACACCGUGGUUUUCUUGGGAUCAGAGAAGGGAAUCAUCCUGAAGUUCUUGGCACGGACAGGAAACACUGGUUUCCUAAAUGACAGCCUUUUCCUGGAGGAGAUCAGUGUUUACAAUCCUGAAAAGUGCAGCUAUGAUGGCAUGGAGGACAAGCGGAUCAUGGGCAUGCAGCUUGACAAGCCCAGCAGUGCGCUGUACGUCGCCUUCUCCACCUGUGUCAUCAAGGUUCCCCUGGGACGUUGCGAGCGUCACAGCAAAUGCAAAAAGGCCUGCAUAGCAUCCAGAGACCCGUACUGUGGAUGGGUGAAGGAGAGCGGGCUGUGCACGCAGACGGUCCUUGGCUCCAAACUGGCAUUUGAACAGGACAUAGAACGUGGCAAUACAGAUGGCCUGGGUGACUGCCAAAAUUCCUUCGUAGCCCUGAAUGACAUUUCAACUGCUUCACCUGAUCAUGAAAUGUCUUACUACACAGUGUAUGGACACUCCAGUUCCCUAGUCCCAAGCACCACCACUUCUGACUCUCGCGCUCGACAGGGUUAUGAUGCUAGGGGACGCAUGCUGGAUUGGAAGGAUCCGCUUGGUUCAUCUGAAAAUACAGAUCCAUAUGUGGCAGUUUCAUCCCAUAAUCAUCAAGACAAGAAGGGAGUGAUCCGCGAGAGUUACCUGAAAGGUCAUGAUCAGCUGGUGCCAGUCACCCUGUUGGCCAUUGCUGUUAUUCUUGCUUUUGUCAUGGGGGCCGUCUUUUCGGGAAUCAUAGUGUACUGCAUCUGCGACCACCGCCGCAGAGACAUGGCUGUUGUGCAGAGGAAGGAGAAGGAGCUGACCCACUCCCGCCGUGGCUCGAUGAGCAGUGUUUCCAAGCUCAGUGGCCUCUUUGGGGAUGCUCAGUCCAAGGAGCCAAAGCCUGAAGCUAUCCUCACGCCUCUAAUGCACAAUGGCAAGCUGGCUACCCCAGGCAGCACUGCCAAGAUGCUAAUCAAAGCUGACCAGCACCAUCUGGACCUGGCUGCCCUGCCAACCCCUGAGUCCACCCCAACCCUGCAACAGAAGAGAAAGCCCAGCCGAGGCAGUAGGGAAUGGGAGAGAAACCAGAAUCUCAUCAAUGCCUGCACAAAAGAUAUCCCCUCGAUGGCCUCACCAGUGAUUCCAACUGACCUGCCGCUCAGAGCUUCUCCCAGCCACAUCCCCAGUGUUGUGGUCCUGCCCAUAGCCCAGCAAGGUUACCAGCAUGAGUACGUUGACCAGCCAAAAAUGAGCGAUGGGGCUCAGAUGUCCGUGGAGGACCAGAACGCCACCCUUGAGUACAAAACUAUCAAGGACCACCUCAGUAGCAAAAGCCCCAGCCAUGGAGUUAACCUGGUGGAAAAUCUCGAUAGCAUGCCACCAAAAGUCCCCCAGCGGGAGGCUUCCCUGGGGCCCCCGGGUGCCUCGCUGUCACAGAGCGGGCUGAGCAAGCGGCUGGAGAUGCACUCCUCUGCUUACAACGUGGACUACAAGAGAAGCUACCCCACAAACUCACUCACGAGAAGUCAUCAGGCAUCAACCCUCAAAAGAAACAACACUAACUCCUCCAACUCGUCCCACCUGUCCCGCAAUCAGAGCUUCGGCCGGGGUGACAACCCGCCGCCGGCCCCGCAGCGAGUGGACUCCAUACAAGUCCACGCGGCUCAGGCACAGGCUGUGACUGUAUCCCGGCAGCCAAGUCUCUCUGCCUACAACUCACUGACGAGGUCAGGCUUGAAACGCACACCCUCGCUAAAGCCAGACGUACCUCCCAAACCUUCCUUUGCUCCGCUUUCCACGUCCAUGAAGCCCAACGAUGCGUGUACAUAAUCAGAGGGGGAGGGGGAGCAGGAGGAGGAUGGCAAUUAAGCCGAAGUUGACAUUGAAAGCCAGUGUUCUGCAACUGUUAUCACACGUUCCUCUGAGAAGAUGGUUGUUGCAAGCUGAAGCUGUGUUGGAUUUCUGCUCUCUGGGAAAAGUGGAAUAUUUUUUUAAACCCGAGCCAUAUGACCCAUGGUUGAAGGUUUGCAAUUGCAGGAUUCACCCCCACAACCUGCCAGUUCUUUGCUCAAAAGACUAACCCUCCAUCAAAAACAUUGAGCCAAAAGCACACAGGUGAAAAUGACUGUGACAUUUCACCCCCUGCCCCUAACUGCACAGUGCAUUCCUGAACUGGGAAAGAGUGCUCUGAAAAGCAAAACAAAUGUAAAAAAAACCA